AUGGCAGACAAGGUCAGGGAAAACAACGAGUACCUUCGACACAAGGCUAAAUAUAUUGGCAUAGGCAAUGCUGAUACCACACGUGACGAGUUUUUCACCAAUGUUCAUCGCGAUACGCUAGCUUCUAUAGCUCAGCAUGAUAGUCUAUUGAUGUAUAAUGCUGUGGCCUUGAAUAAGCCAAAGGCGUUUGUGAAGCAGGAUCUUAUUAAAAGGAUGGUUCAGCCGUUAGAGAAAGUGACGCCGAAGGAGGAGGAGAACCACUCGUCCGACAAUGUCCAGCCUUACAGGUUGACUGUUGACGCGGUGGCGUCGUUGUUUCUGGUGAAUGUUGAAUCUGGUCUUUCUUCUUCUCAGGUUAGUGAGUUAGCUGGGAAAUAUGGUCCCAAUAAUUUAGGUGACGAGGAAUCGAUUUCCUAUGUGGCGAUUUUGUGCCACCAGGUAUUCAAUGCCAUGGUGUUGGUGUUGAUUAUUUCCAUGAUUAUUGCUUUGGCUAUUAGAGAUUGGAUUUCCGGUGGUGUCAUUGCUUUCGUUGUGUUCAUUAAUGUCUUUGUUGGUUUCAUUCAAGAGGUGAAGGCCGAGAAGACGAUGGGCUCGUUGCGUAAUUUGACCUCGGCAUCGGCGGUUGUGAUCCGUGAUAACGGACAGACCCUGACCAUCAACGCUGUUGAUCUUGUGCCUGGUGAUAUCGUUUCUAUCAAAGUGGGAGACACCAUUCCUGCUGAUUUGCGUUUGGUGGAUGCCAUGAAUUUGGAAACCGACGAGGCUUUACUUACUGGUGAGUCUCUUCCAGUUACCAAGAAUUUCCAGGAUGUUUACGACACCGACGAGCUGAUUCCAGUGGGUGAUCGUUUGAAUAUGGUUUACUCUUCUUCUGUCGUCACCAAGGGUCGUGCUACAGGUAUCACUGUUGCCACCGGUUUGAACACUGAAAUCGGUAAGAUCGCUUCUUCUUUGCAAAACUCAGAUGACGAUUUGAUCGUCAAGAAGCGCCCAGGUGUUUCGCUUUUCACUUGUAUUUGGAAAUCCACAUUGAAUAUCAUCAUGAAUGUGCUUGGUACAAAUGUCGGUACUCCUUUGCAAAGGAAAUUGUCGUGGUUGGCUAUCAUUUUGUUCUUUGUUGCCGUUGUUUUCGCCAUUGUGGUGAUGGCUACCCAGGAAAUGGAUGUCAACCGUUCUGUCGCUAUCUACGCUAUUUGUGUUGCCUUGUCAAUGAUUCCCUCGUCAUUGAUUGUUGUCCUUACCAUCACUAUGGCUAUUGGUGCCCAAGUCAUGGUUACCAAGAACGUCAUUGUUCGUAAGUUGGAUUCCUUAGAAGCUCUUGGUGGUAUUGACGAUAUUUGUUCGGACAAGACAGGUACUCUCACCAUGGGUAAGAUGAUCGCCAGAAAGCUUUGGAUCCCUUCUGUCGGAACCUUUUCUGUCUCCAACUCCACUGAGGUCUAUAAUCCAGAGGUUGGUGAAGUUGGCUUCCUAGGUAUGUCACCAAAGGAGAUCAACGACAUGGACGAAGAGGCCGACUUCAAACCUUUCGACCCUAAGGAGUCCCUGUUUUUGUUCUCCAGAUGGUUGGACAUUGCAACUUUGGCCAAUAUCUCCACUAUCCAGCCAGUUGAGAAGGAUGCUGGUACUGUUUGGGAAGGCCAAGGUGAUGCUACAGAGAUUGCAAUCAACGUUUUCUGUACUAGAUUGCAGUCUACUAGAGACAAGCUCAUUGGAGAGAGGUCCUUAGAGCACUUCUCUGAGUUUUCCUUUGACUCUUCCAUCAAAAGAAUGUCUUCUGUCUACGGUGAAUCAAGCUCUGAUGCUAUGGUUUACACGAAGGGUGCAGUCGAGAGAAUCUUGGACAUUUGUGAGUUCAAGUAUGGUUCAAACGAUGCUGGUUCUAAGGAGCCACUUACUGCUGCCCACAAGAAGGAGAUUGAAGAGGUCAUGAACAAUCUUUCCAGCGAAGGUUUGAGAGUGCUUGCCUUUGCUGAAAGAAAUGUGAACUGUACCAAGAUCAAUAUCAACAACCGUGAAGAAGUGGAAACUGGUUUGACGUUCCUAGGCUUGAUCGGUAUUUACGAUCCACCAAGACCUGAGACCAGAGGUUCAGUCAAACUUUGCCACCAGGCUGGUAUUAACGUCCACAUGCUCACUGGUGAUAUGUUGGGUACUGCUAGAGCAAUUGCCCAAGAAGUGGGUAUUUUGCCUCACAACUUGUAUCACUACUCUGAUGAAGUGAUCAAGUCGAUGUGUAUGACGGCUACUGAGUUCGACAAGCUCAGUGAUGAACAAAUUGAUAACUUACCUGUGUUGCCUUUGGUCAUUGCUCGUUGUGCUCCUCAAACCAAGGUUAGAAUGAUUGAAGCUUUGCAUCGUCGUAACAAGUUCUGUGCCAUGACUGGUGAUGGUGUCAAUGACUCGCCUUCUUUGAAGAAGGCUGAUGUUGGUAUCGCUAUGGGUCUUAAUGGUUCUGACGUUGCUAAGGAUGCUUCUGAUAUUAUUCUUACCGAUGACAACUUCGCUUCUAUUCUUCAUGCCAUUGAAGAAGGACGGAGAAUGUCUUCCAACAUUCAAAAGUUCGUCUUGCAAUUACUUGCAGAGAACGUCGCUCAGGCGCUCUAUUUGAUUGUUGGUUUAUCUUUCUUUGACGAAUCCGGUUUCUCCGUUUUCCCCUUGUCUCCUGUUGAGACCUUGUGGAUUAUCGUCGUCACUUCCUGUUUCCCAGCUAUGGGUUUGGGUCAAGAGAAAGCUAGUGACGAUAUUUUGGACGUGCCACCAAACAACAGAAUCUUUACGCGUGCCAUGAUUCUUGACAUGUUUGUUUACGGAACAUGGAUGGCUGCCUGUUGUAUGGCUGUGUUCGUCAUUGUCGUCUAUGGAAAAGGUGAUGGUAACUUGGGAUUCAAGUGUAACGAGAACAGCGGUGAAAACUGUGACUUGGUCUUUGAGGGAAGAUCAGCUGCGUUCUCUUCUUUCACUUGGUGUGCCUUGUUCUUGGCCUGGGAAUGUAUUCACAUGAGGUAUUCCUUCUUCAACAUGAGACCUGAUCUGGAAGACCCAUGGUACCGCACUUUGGCAAGAGACCUUUGGGACAACCAGUUCUUGUUUUGGUCCGUGAUUGGUGCUUUCAUUUCUGUGUUCCCUGUCAUCUAUAUUCCAGUCAUUAACGACAAGGUGUUCUUACAUGGUCCCAUUGAUUACGAAUGGGGUGUUUCCAUUGGGUUCACCGUUGUCUUUUUUGCUGGUUGUGAGUUAUGGAAGUUCUGCAAGAGACGUUACUAUAAGAAUUUCUCACAGGAAGCUAAUCAUCUCGAAAGUUAUGAUCCCUUCCUGGCUUAUUCUUCCUUCUCAAUAGACAAAGUGGCAUAA
Candidozyma haemuli is the source of this 3354-nucleotide messenger RNA. Its product is annotated as U2 snRNP complex subunit YSF3. Gene Ontology annotation, molecular function: P-type calcium transporter activity; ATP hydrolysis activity; ATP binding. The record is from RefSeq and is a predicted model, not a curated record. Lineage: Eukaryota; Fungi; Ascomycota; Pichiomycetes; Serinales; Metschnikowiaceae. Gene Ontology annotation, biological process: calcium ion transmembrane transport; intracellular calcium ion homeostasis. The transcript has 2 exons. Gene Ontology annotation, cellular component: plasma membrane. Bases 1 to 3354 code for a protein of 1117 amino acids.